Molecule: messenger RNA, 1548 nt
Organism: Syzygium oleosum
Lineage: Eukaryota; Viridiplantae; Streptophyta; Magnoliopsida; Myrtales; Myrtaceae
Exons: 9
Coding region: 500-1324 (274 amino acids)
Cellular component (GO): membrane
Source: RefSeq, a predicted model, not a curated record
GCACAGCCCGAUCGAGAGAGAGAGAGCGCCUUCGCUUUCACGUCCAUCCAAACUUCCCCCAAAAGCUAAGGAGAGACUUUAGAGAGAGAGAAGGCGCUCGACGGUUCGCCAUUUUGCCCCUCCAAGAACUCGCAAAAAUUCCGAGAGAAAGAGCGCCGCGUCUUUAUCUUUCAUCGAAAACCCAUUUCCUUCCUUCGCGCGACGGGAGCACCAUCUUUACCCCACCCCCCCGCAAGCGUACACACAGAAGGGUCGCCUUCGCGUUCACUUUCUUUUGGGGGGUAGGAGGAGGAGGAGGAGCAAGAAUCCAAGAACGCACGCCGCGCCGGUACAAAAAAAAUCGUGGGUCGAGCGGGGGAAGCCUCGAUGGAGUGAUAAAAGGGGAGCAAAUCUGGCAAACAUAGGAGGACUGCGGGCUCGCUUGUCGCUGAAGCAAUCGCCCUCCGGCUGCGCCGACGACGACGAGGAGUGCAGGCCUUGGCGUCGCCGCUUCUCCUUCAUGGCUCUCACCUGGGGCUCCGCCCUCCGCGUCGCCCUCCUCCUCUCCCUCCUCCUCGCCGCCGUCGUCGCCUGCUUCACCCUCCCCGUCGAGAAGAUUCUGAAGAAUUUCUUGUUAUGGGUUGAACAAGACCUUGGCCCUUGGGGUCCGCUUGUUUUAGCCAUUGCAUAUAUUCCACUGACAGUGUUGGCAGUUCCAGCUUCAGUACUCACCCUUGGUGGUGGUUAUUUAUUUGGCUUACCCGUUGGAUUUGUUGCUGACUCCAUUGGUGCUACUAUUGGAGCCGGCGCUGCAUUUCUCCUUGGCAGAACUAUUGCAAGAUCAUUCGUUAUUUCUAAAUUAAAGGAUUAUCCUCGGUUCCGCUCGGUUGCUGUUGCAAUUCAUAAAUCUGGGUUCAAGAUUGUCUUGCUGCUGCGGCUGGUUCCCUUGCUUCCGUUCAACAUGUUGAAUUACCUCCUUUCUGUGACUCCAGUGCCAAUUGGGGAAUACAUGCUGGCAUCUUGGAUAGGCAUGAUGCCUAUAACACUCGCACUGGUGUAUGUUGGGACAACUUUAAAAGAUCUUUCUGACGUGACACAUGGAUGGAGUGAAUUUUCAGCUACCCGUUGGGUUUUAAUCAUUCUAGGCCUUGUGGUAUCUGCUAUUCUGAUUUUCUGCAUUACUAGAGUCGCCAAGGCGGCUUUGGAAAAAGCUCUGGCCGAAAAUGAAGAUCUUGAUGGAGUUUUAGCGACAUCACAGUUGCCUAUAGUGGCUGAACCGGUUGCCGACCUGAAUCAGCCUCUUGUCAUAAAGAUAGAACCUUCUGAAGAGAAUCACGAACAGUGAAAAAAAAAUGGAAAAGGAAUCCAUCUUUCUGUAAAUUCUUCUCCUUUUAUCAUUUUUGUAGGAUGUUACUCUCCAUUUGAACCUCCACAUGCCGUUCUCAGCAUUCGAUGCUUGUGAUACAUCUACUGUACAGUCCCAGUUUUCUGCUUUAGCAUGAACAAGAAAUUCUCUCAUUUUUAAACGAAUGAAAUCAUAAAAAUCUCAAUGAAAUAUUCGUUUUUUUU